CUCUCUUGGUUCAGGCCAGAUUUUGGGUGGGAUAAAAGCAGUUAUGUGAGGAUGUCAUGCAUCAGGAGUCUCCGCACAUUCCUUACCCUUGACCCCCUGCCCCGCAGAUAUACUGAAUAUGCAAGUUAGAAGAGGGAAGCGUAUGUAUGUAUAUACAGAAGGAAUGCAUUUGGAGGAUUUUGCAGGAAAGUGUUAACUGGUAUUCUGGAUGGAAACAGAGUUUCUUGUUGGCAUUUUCUUCUUGGUGAUAGAGUGCAAGGUUACUGGAUGGUACCAGUAUUAGAAAAAGCCACCCAGGGAUUUGGUGCAUUCUGUGCACUGCAGAUUUGCUGACCUAGAAAUAUUUUAAGAGGCCUGGACUGUAAUUGUCUAGACACAGAGAGAUGACUACUUUGUGGCUGUUCCUUUUGACAGCAGGAAUGAGCCCAAGCCAGUGGAAUGCAGCAUGUGCCAUAGGCGUUUUAAGAACAUCCCAGCACUAAACGGCCACAUGCGGCUCCAUGGAGGAUAUUUUAAGAAAGUUAGCGACUUGGAGAAAGAUGAAUCAAAGAAAGAUAAAGAAGAGGGUAAUAGCGAGUCCCAGCCUCCGGAGCUGACCCCCCAGCCCCCGGCCAGUUCAUCUGGUGCUGACAGCAAUAGCAGCAACGCCAGUCUCACUGAGGCAAGAAACAUGUCCCUAGCUCAACACUUACAGCAGCCAAUACAACAACAGCAACAGCAACAACAACAACAUCAGCCAAUACAGCAGCAGCAACAACAUCAACAGUUACAGCAACCGAUGGGACCUCCCAAAUUGGAACCUGCUAUUUCUGUCAAAUUAGAAUCAAGUUUAGCAGUCAGUUCAAAUCAGGGACAGCCGACAAAUUUUGUGUCGACGAGCCACAUGACAGCUGGGCAGUUAUCGGUGAAAAAAGUCAAUGUUAUGCCCCCUCCAAGCUCAGUUCAUUUACCACUAUCUGGGGGCUUCAGUAUGUCUCAAUCCCAAAGUUUAAACAGUGAUGAAGGGUUAUUGUCAAGUUUUGCUGGUGUAGCAGUUGGUAGAGAGUUAGGUAUGGAACAAACAGGAGUUGGAGUAAAGCCGUCCAGUGCUAAUACAAGGAUUCCUUCAGCUUUUACUUUCACUGAUGCUGACAGUGUUAAAACAAAGCAAAAGCUUUUACAGGCCUUACAAGAACCCUCAUUUCGCCCUAUUCAGCAGGAAAAUUUGUUACGGCCAAUGCAGGAAGUGAAUGAGAGAAAAAGACACGCAAGUGCUGACCCAGACAAAUUUACUUCCCCGACCAGGAAAAAUUCCUUAACGUCUCCAGGCAGCUUAGCCUAUAUGUUAACAAAUUUUCAAAAAACUGGCAGCACUGUAAAAUGUGAACUUGAAAAGAGAAGAUCUCAGGAAUUUUUUGAUCAGGACGAAAUGUUUGUGCGUCCUGAGCCCGUGCGAUCUCGGAGUCGCCCGGACGAGCACAGUAUAGGGCGACCACGGAGUAGGACGGAUGAUCCAUUCCAUGCUAGAAAAGGGAUUGAAGAGGGAAUGGGGGUGUUCAGGAACCCAGGUGCCAUGCACGGCAGUCAGAUCAAGGCAAAAAGAAAACACAGGCCCGAGCCUCUUGUGAUUCCGCAAAACAUGAGCCAUUUUGGCUUUCAGAGUAGGCUGCGGUCGCCUAGAAUUUGGGAACCCAGUGGGGCGGAGAAAAAAACGGGGCAUACUCCACCCCCGUACACCCCACCACCAAUGCUUAGUCCUGUGAGGAGCGGGUCCGGAUUGUUCUGGAGCAUACAGCCACACCCACUUAGACCUGUUACACCAAAGUCUGCACCUGUAACGCCAAAGAUCAGAAGAGGGAGUUUUGGAUUGAGUCACAGUGUCGGUGGCGUGACCAGCUGGUCCGGUCUCAUUCAAACAAAAGAGCCCAUUAAAGAGGAAGAAGAUGAGGAAGAAGAAGAAGAGGAAGAAGAAGAGGGCACAGAGGUUGAAGAAGAAACACAAAUUGAACCACCACCAGAAACUGACAUACAACCACAUGUAAAUAUAGGACCUCAGUAUCAAGCUGAUGUUCCUUCUUGCUUAGAAAGCCGCAAUAGAAUUUAUUUUGACGACCGAGUAAGGGAAGACCUGGUGUGGGACCCAGCAAUUAUAGAUCAUACUACUGAAGAUGAAGUUCAGUCAUAUCAGGAGUUUGCAAGCUGUGCUGCAGUGCCUGGGAAUGGAGUCAACAUGGAAUAUGCCUUACACUUAUUACACAUUGUGAAGGGAGACGUACAGAAAGCAAUUUUGGAACUUAUGAAGGCAACACCAAAGCUACCUAAUAGACAUCCACUUGUGACCUUUUCAUAUCAAGAAUCUGACACUUGGAGCUCAGAGGAAAUAGAAGCAUUCAUAGAAGGAAUGCUGAAAUUUGACAAAGAUUUUUUCAACGUUUCCAAAGAGGUGAAAACCAAAACUACCAAACAGUGCAUACAGUUCUACUACCUGUGGAAGAAAGUUUGCCUAGACGAAUACAAACGUAUGCGGAUAUUGCGUAGAAAACGCACGGACGAUGACAUUUACAACUUGCGCUCAAGAGCUGCUCAGCAGGAUGACUUGGAACAUCAGCAGCAGACACAGGCAGACAGUGAUGAUUCUGACGACGAUUCGUCUGCUACUGGAAAUGUAGAGGAACCGAAUGAAAAGGAACCAGAUGCCUCCAAUGGUGUCCAAAUAGUUUACACUUGUGCCUACCCAAAUUGUAAUGCAUCAUUUCCAUCAAAACAAGCACUUAGUGGCCAUAUAAGAAUCCAUGUGAACAGUAGUGAAGGGAAUACAAGAAAGUCUGCAGAACCCAGUCCUCAUCGAAGUCCUCACAGAAAGGAGGGGACAGGUCCCCCAUCAAACAAAUCAACAGUAUCAGAGGGAGUAGAGGAGUUUCCAUGCAAGAUUUGUGGAAA
Messenger RNA from Lingula anatina, 2919 nucleotides. RefSeq lists its product as uncharacterized. The record is from RefSeq and is a predicted model, not a curated record. NCBI's taxonomy places the organism in Eukaryota, Metazoa, Brachiopoda, Lingulata, Lingulida, Lingulidae. Gene Ontology annotation, cellular component: transcription regulator complex; histone deacetylase complex. Gene Ontology annotation, molecular function: transcription corepressor activity. Gene Ontology annotation, biological process: regulation of transcription by RNA polymerase II; negative regulation of DNA-templated transcription.